UGAAAAUUUCAAAUUGCGAAAUUUGAUUUGAUUGUACACGUAUUUUGUGAGGGAAGAAGUCAAAGGACAUCACCCACCGUAAUGUAUUCCUCGGAGACCCCGCCGGCGCCGCCGUCGCCGGGCACCGGCGCGGUGCCCCUCUCCUCCGCGGUCGUCGGCCUCCUCCGCUUCGUCCUCUCCUCCCACCUCGCCGCGCCGGACCCCGCGCUCCCGCUCUCAGCUCCCUUCUGCUCCCGCCUCCUCCUCGACGACGAUUCCCUGCUCGAGAAGCUGGCGACCAGCCUCGCCCGCUGCGUCGAGGAGGGGCGGCUCCCGGACGCCACGGCGGCGGGGAUGCCGGCGGGCGAGGAGGGGUCGGAGGAGAGGGAGUGGGAAGCGGUGGUGCUGGAGAAGGGCGCCGAGUUGAAGAGGAUGUAUGAUGCUGUCAAGUUUGAGUUGCAUGUUCAAGAACCAUACUUCACUCAGCUAAGAGCUGGAGCCAAAAAAGUUGAAGGGAGAUUGGCAGCUGGUAAUUACAACCGGAUUGCCAAAGGUUCUUUGCUUCUUUUCAAUAAGUGCCUCUUACUUAAUGUUCAGGCAGUUAGAAAGUAUGGUUCAUUCUCUGAGAUGCUGCAGUCGGAGAUGAUCUCAGAGGUUCUUCCUGGUAUUUCAUCAAUUGAACAAGGGGUGGAAGUAUAUAGGAAAUUCUAUACAGAAGAAAAAGAAAACUUAUAUGGAGUCUUGGCAAUCUCUGUUUCUAAGCCUACUGCUCAACCUUACAUAACCAUGACAGAGCUUAUUGCUGGAUUGGGUUCUGAUGGACUGGGUAGACUCCUCGGUAUGGUGAAAACUGCUGGUACAGUUCAAGAUGGACUACCUCCUCCAAGAUCUGUACUGAUAUCAUCUUGCAUGAAACUACAUCAACCAAAUGUAAAUGGUUGUUCUCUAACUGAUGCUGCAAGGGCAUUGGCCAAACAUGUUCACAGGAGUAGCAAUGGAUGGUGGGGCAGCUUCCAUGGAAGUGAUGUAAAAAAGAACCAACUUGCAUCCGAAAUCAUUGACCGGCUGAUGUGUGAAUGUUGUUGGAUGAAUAUUCAUCUGACUCAACCAUAUGGUCCUGUUUAUGAAAUCCGUGUGCAAGAAGGUUAUGGUGCUAGAUGGUCUCAAGAUGGUUCGAAGUUCAUUGGAUUCUUGGAGCCGUACAGUCCAGAUGGCUUUUCUAAGGGCUGGAAACACUAGAACAAGAUCACCAUGUUGCAGAGUGCUUCUGCACCACUUGUAUAUGUGUAACAUAUUGUACGUCUUGGUCCAGUUGAAUGAAUUUCUUGCAGCAGCUGCUAUGCUAAGCAUUUUUGUACUUUGUACUUGUUUUUAAAUGCUUGUUUUGUUAUUUGGAAUUGCAUCAGAUGCUGGUAGUCUGCUGUUAAUUGAGCAGUUCAUCGGCAGGAAGUUGUAUAACGGAAAUGUAUGACUUUGUUUGAGUUGCUUCAGAAUUUUUACUCCUGAGAUGCAA
Molecule: messenger RNA, 1492 nt
Organism: Oryza brachyantha (malo sina)
Lineage: Eukaryota; Viridiplantae; Streptophyta; Magnoliopsida; Poales; Poaceae
Exons: 10
Coding region: 82-1218 (378 amino acids)
Source: RefSeq, a predicted model, not a curated record